AGUGACAUUGAGAAGCAGUAGAGCCUCAAAUUUACACAGACUGGUAGAGGGGAGAGAGGUUUGGGAUUCGCUCAAGGCCAUGGAACGAGACGUAGCUGGGAUUAGAAUUUUUCAGGAUAUGAUGACAGCACUCACCAGACCUUGAGUCUUCGAUACCAGAAAUAGGGCAUUUGGCUUUAUGUCCCGAAUUGCUUUACAAGCAGAGAAGAUGAAUCAUCACCCAGAAUGGUUCAAUGUGUACAACAAGGUCCAGAUAACUCUCACCUCUCAUGACUGUGGUGGACUAACCAAAAGAGAUGUGAAAUUGGCCAAGUUUAUUGACAAAGCAGCUGCUUCUGUGUGAUUUCUUCCAAAAUGCAUAUAAGAUCCUGUGCACGUCUUAGCCAAAAUGUAUUUUUAAGG
Molecule: messenger RNA, 402 nt
Organism: Galeopterus variegatus (Sunda flying lemur)
Lineage: Eukaryota; Metazoa; Chordata; Mammalia; Dermoptera; Cynocephalidae
Product: pterin-4-alpha-carbinolamine dehydratase 2
Exons: 3
Coding region: 179-343 (54 amino acids)
Biological process (GO): tetrahydrobiopterin biosynthetic process
Molecular function (GO): 4-alpha-hydroxytetrahydrobiopterin dehydratase activity
Source: RefSeq, a predicted model, not a curated record